AUGUCUUUGACCCCACAUUAUUAUUCCGAUCUUCAUCAAUUUGAAGGUUCUAUUAAUCCUUAUACUUCCGUGUCGUCAGGGUCGUCAGCUACUCUGUCAGAAAUUUACGACAUUACAAUUGGACCUUCAUCUAUUACCAGUGCCUCCAGUUAUGCUUCAGAGUCUAUCGAAACUGAUUCUGUUAACAAAGCUGUCUCGGCUGUCUCAUCGCUCUCUACUUCAGUGGCAACUUCCACAUCCACUUCAACUGUCUCGAGCAGUACAUCUUCGUCUUCAUCGUCCUCUUCAUCCUCUUCUAACGGUUCCUUAGAUAACUCGACAUCGGGAGCUUCCAAAUUACUGGUAAAGAUAUUGGGCUUACUUAUGGUUUCUAGUGCAGUUGGUUCUACCAUUAAUCUCUAA
This is a messenger RNA of Saccharomycopsis crataegensis, 402 nucleotides long. RefSeq names its product Ncw1p (gene NCW1). The record is from RefSeq and is a predicted model, not a curated record. The transcript has a single exon. NCBI's taxonomy places the organism in Eukaryota, Fungi, Ascomycota, Saccharomycetes, Ascoideales, Saccharomycopsidaceae. Bases 1 to 402 code for a protein of 133 amino acids.